AUGGUCACGUAUAUUGAGGGCUCUACCACAGGCCCACUGUCUGACGCGAAGCUCCAAAACUCCCGCCUACUGAAAACUACGAACCCAGCAUCAAAGCCGACAAAGAGUGUCUACGGAAAAAGUGCAGUUACGGCGCCGGCAAUCUCGAAGGGCAAUGGCCAAGUUCAGAGGGAGGAAGUAUCGCAAAAAUCAGCUUCUGCCCCAGAAGACGCAGAGUCCCUGAUCAACGCAGUUCGAGAACAGUUAUCCCAGAUAACAAUCGAAGGAAAUUGGUCGCACACUUCAGCUGGGAAUAGAGCGCAUGAGCCUCCGGAAGAAGGAUAUGAUCGCGGCUCUGAUAGCCUUCUACCGGAUAAGGCUAUAACCGAAGAUUCGACAGAGAUAACUUCGAAAAGUCAUCUCCCAGAAAGAACCUCGAAAGGCUCGAACGACUUGAAAGAGGGAGCGGUGAAAGAGGAGCCCACCAAACAGUCUAGAUCUCGGACGGAAAUAAAAAAAGGGGGUGAUGCAAAGUCACAGCAGACAUACGUCAAUGAUAAGGAAAAGACUUCUUAUGUUCAGUCUAUCCUUCGCGAAGGGAUGUCAACUAGGUCGUCCCGUGGAAUCCAAUACUUCGAUAAAUGGGCAAAUCGAGUCGUGGGUCUUUUUGAUGUGAGAAAGAUAGCGGAAGGAUCUUACGGAGAGGUUUACGAACUAUGUGCAAAAGAUGGAGUGUCUAAAGCAAGUCUAUCGACUGGUCGAGCUUCUAAACUACAGGCCUAUAUGAACGGUGUUUUUAAAAUUGUUCCCCUACGUGCACAGCGGGGACCCGGUUCGAAAAAAUUCACUACGGUCGACGAGAUCGUUGCUGAAGUUCAACUACUGAAACUCCUUGAUCCGAUACCUGGAUUUGCACGGUUCAGAGAGAUCCACGUUGUUCAGGGUAGAUUUCCCCCAUCCUACCAGGACGCAUGGAAUAUAUAUAGCCAGACUAAGGACGAUUGUUUCAACCCUGACCCAAGCAAGAAGAAGUCAUAUCCAGAUAACCAGCUAUGGGCAAUAUUGGAAAUGGAGAAUGCAGGGUUUGAGCUUGAAAAAUUCAAGUUUUCCUCUGUUUUCCAGGUUUAUGACGUCUUCUGGGGUGUCGCAUUAGCCCUGGCAAGGGCAGAGCAGUAUGCAUCUUUUGAGCACCGCGACCUACAUCUUGGAAAUGUGUGCGUGAAGCAAACACAACCUCCCCGUGAAACACCACAAAAAAGGAAAUAUAAAAAAGACCAUUCAUUAUCGGCAUGCCUAGGCACAAGUGGGCUGGAGACGACUAUAAUUGAUUACUCCUUAUCUCGAGCCGAGCUUUCAUCAAGUGUGACGCCAGAUACUGGUUUUAUUAGCGGAGCAGUGGCGUGGUCUGAUCUUGAAAGGAAGGAAAUAUUCGAUGCAGUUGGCCGGGAUGAAGAGGAAAAAUUUCUUCGUGAUACGUAUCGACUGAUGAGAUCGGAGGUUUUUGAUGACAGCUGCCCGAGCACGGAACAAUGGAAGAAUUAUAGGCCAAGAACAAAUCUCAUCUGGCUGUCCUUUAUUCUUACAACGCUCAUUAACAAGUGUCACAAUGAGAAAUUAACCCCAACACAACGACAGCCCCUUGGGCUAAGGUCUACGAACAGUAAUAUCAUACCAGGGAAUUUGGAUACCAGGCAGAAAUCUAUGCAGGGCGGUAAGGAGGGAUUAAAGGCGGAGCAAUUAAAGCUAAGUGAGGAUGUCCAGCAAGUACUUUUUGAACGACUGGAAACUGUACAGGACCUUCUCGAGUUGGAAGAUGAAUAUGAGAAUUUAUCUUGCGCUGGAGACCUGGUAGCCAUUGCCAUUGGUUCCCAGUGGCUGGAAGAAUCAGAUUUCUUAUGCUAG
Messenger RNA from Microsporum canis CBS 113480, 1881 nucleotides. RefSeq names its product serine/threonine-protein kinase Haspin. Gene Ontology annotation, molecular function: ATP binding; histone H3T3 kinase activity. Gene Ontology annotation, cellular component: cytoplasm; nucleus. Gene Ontology annotation, biological process: mitotic cell cycle; intracellular signal transduction; protein phosphorylation. NCBI's taxonomy places the organism in Eukaryota, Fungi, Ascomycota, Eurotiomycetes, Onygenales, Arthrodermataceae. The record is from RefSeq and is a predicted model, not a curated record. The transcript is spliced from 3 exons. Bases 1 to 1881 code for a protein of 626 amino acids.